Peronospora belbahrii is the source of this 1707-nucleotide messenger RNA. Lineage: Eukaryota; Oomycota; Peronosporomycetes; Peronosporales; Peronosporaceae. The record is from the annotation of a GenBank genome assembly.
AUGGUUUCAGGGCGAGCUCGGAAAAGCGGCGUGUCUUCAUUCGAUUCUGGGCGUGAUGUUUGGACUGUGCAUAGCGACGUAGUUCUCCAGAAAUUGUUUGAGCUCUAUGGUGCCAAUUGGACUCUUAUCGCGCAGGUGCUUAACUCGACCACCGCAGUUUCUAGGUUUGUCUGUAAGAAGCGUUCACCACGGCAAUGUUAUGACCGUUACGGCAAGAUUAUUUCUGACAGCUUUACAAGCUGUGGGGCUGUUGCUGGAGCUACGACGAAAGAUGGCAAGUCAAGUGUCUUGCUAAAUAACCAGUGCGUCGAAAGCGUUGUAGCCGCUCAGCUUACUCCUACAGCACUCGAUACUCGCAUUGGAUUGGCGCGUGAUGAGUUGCUGGUAAAGUUUUUUCAUCGUCAUUCAUUUCCUGGAUUGCCGCCGCCGUCUAUUGCAAGCGCACCCAAUUUGGUUGAAGCACACCGACAAAAGCAAGCAACGAGCGAUGCUGCUAGCAAAGAGUUGAUUUACACGGACGGUGAACGGCUGCACGACUUACAGUCAAUUAAAACCUCAUUUGACGCUAUUAUCCAAUGCAUGAAGCGCAAGACGUCACCACCACCGAUUCCAAUUCCUGUUGGAGCUGGUUCUAUAGUAUCAGGCGCGACCGCAACGCCAACUGCAUCAAGGCCGACAGAUCUGGGGACAAAGGCGUCACUCACAGCUGCAUCGUUUCCAUCUUCUCACGUCUCAACUUCUAGUUCAGCCCCAUCUACUCCAACUAAAGCAAGCGCGACAGCCUUUGUUCCAUCAGCAGCGGCCGCGAAGGCAAUACCUGUUGUGGUGCCGCCGCCACACAAGUCGUACACGGACAUGGUUUCGCUUCUUCCAGGAGCUGUGCUUAGCCCAGACGAAGUAAUUAAGCGCAGCAAGGAUGUACCAAUGGUAGCCGUACAAGCAGCGACUACCGUAGCUCCGGUCGGGCGUGAAGGUUCACCUCUCUCUGCGAGUGGUGAUGUCAUGCUUGGCGCUGGCUCGGGAUUUGGCGUAACAGCAAAUUGUUCAGUGCCACGUCGCUUACAUGCAGCAAGUCUUACAAGCGAAAUGCGAACUGUCAGCGUGGUGUCCGUUUCAACAAUAUCAUCUACGGGUACGAGGGAUGGAGGUGCUGCCGCUACUGUAGCAUCAGCAGCUGCACAAUCGCAGACGACAACAGCCGUAACAACAGGAGGGUGGGGUGGAAUAGUGCAAGGUGUGAGCACGACUGGAUUUAAUGCUAGCGCGCCUGUGGAUUUCACAUCCGCAAGUGACAAUGAAACACAGCGAAAUGCGCCAAUUCCUGUGACCACGUCGACGUUAUUGCACGUGCUGGACCGCAUGCCCGAGAUAAAGAACAAGAUUCAAUCAAUCUUGAACCGGACAGACUGCUCCGAGUCACAAAAAGUGGCAAUGAUUGCUCGUUUGUUGAGCAACACGAAUGCUAUCAACAAUCCCAACGCGUUUGAAGCUUCCCCAACGCUGCCUCAAUCGGAUACGUCAGUCGCAGAUAAUAGUGCGAUGUUCUCGGCGCUUACCGCUGAUCCUGGUAUGCUUAGCUCGCCUGAUAUGCUCAUUGACACGGAAACGCCUAUCCCAAUGCCGGCAUCAUUAGGCGUGCGACCGCCUAAUGGAAAUGCUUCGUCUAUCUCAUCUUCGCAAGAAAAGCUCGAGCCACCACCUAAGUAG